Molecule: messenger RNA, 582 nt
Organism: Microthlaspi erraticum
Lineage: Eukaryota; Viridiplantae; Streptophyta; Magnoliopsida; Brassicales; Brassicaceae
Source: the annotation of a GenBank genome assembly
AUGUGUGGAGGUGCUGCUAUCAUUUCUGAUUUCAUAGCUUCCAAAUCUUCGUCUGCUGAGUCAAAUCCGAGUCAAUUCGGUUAUAAUGGCUCUGUCUCCAUCAAGAAGCGUAGACUCGUCUGCUCAGAAAAGAAACCAAAGGCCAAGAGAGAGAGGAAGAAUCUGUACAGAGGGAUAAGGCAGAGACCAUGGGGAAAAUGGGCAGCGGAGAUACGUGACCCGAGGAAAGGUGUUCGUGUAUGGCUCGGCACUUACAAGACCGCCGAGGAAGCUGCUCGAGCCUACGACGUUGCAGCCAUUCAAAUCCGUGGCGAGAAAGCCAAACUGAAUUUCCCAAACGACUCGACCAGAAGAAAUGGCCUCGUCGACAACAACGUUACUGAGAAAGAAGUUGGCGAUGAUCCGAUGAUGAUAAAAGCUUGCGAGGAGGGAAGCCAAGUAGAGAAACUGUCGGAGGAGCUGAUGGCGUUCGAGGAUUACAUGAGAUUCUAUCAGAUACCGUAUCUCGACGGCCAAUCUUCGACGGACGCUGUUCCUCAGCUAAGCGUUAUUGGCAAUCUCUGGAGCUAUCAAGAUUCUUGA